UGACAGUAUGACAAAGACUGGGGACUGAUCAUUGUAGCCACAGAGCCCAGGGUACCCUGCACUCACCAACAGGCCAGUUGAUGCUCCUCUCAGAGGCUAAGGGCCUUGACCAUCAUGCAACCUUGGGUAGCCAUCUCCAGCUUCAUACUACUUCUGACAGAUGCUGUAGUUUCUCACACUCAAGUGACUGGAGUGGUGGGUCAUUCUGCCAUGCUACCCUGCACCUACUCAACAGCUAAUGGAGUCACAGCCAUGUGCUGGGGCCGGGGGCCAUGUCCCAUGUCCCAUUGCUCAGAUGAAGUGGUCUGGACGGAUGGAUCCCAUGUCACUGUUCAGAAGCACCCGCGUUAUAAGCUAAAGGGAAACAUUUUAGGAGGGAACGUGUCUUUGACCAUAGAGAACGUGGCCCAGACUGAUAGGGGUCUGUACUGCUGCCGUGUUGAGCACAAGGGGUGGUUCAAUGAUAUGAAACUCACCCUAUCAUUGGAGAUAAAGCCAGCUGAGGUCACCAGUGUUCCAACGUCACCUAGGGUCUUUACCUCUACUUCUUCAAUGCCAGCACCCACGCAGAACCUCAAGCCAGCUACUUCAUCUUCUACAGUGCAGACAGCAGGAACCCAGCCCACUGCGCCGCCACAGGAAACGAGCACAAGGCAACCCACCAAUUCACCGUUGUACUCCUGCCCGACAGAUGGGAAUGGCACUGUAACACAGUCUUCAGAUGGCCUUUGGCAUAGCAAUCAAACUCAUGUGUCGCUGGCACAAAAUCCAUGGAUGACCACCAGUAAGGGACUCUACAUUGGCAUCUGCAUUACUGCUGCGGUAUUGCUCGCUGUGUUGGUUGUCGUGAUUACCAAAAAAUACUUAUGCAUAAGAAGCAAGCUGGAACAACUAAAACAAAUGCCAUGGGGGAAAACAGAGCAAGGUAAUGGGCUAUUUGAGGGAGUCCUGAAGGAAUGGAAGGCAGCUCUGCAAAGAUCUGGAAGAAGACAACUCUAGGCUGAAGAAGUGCAAAGGCACUGUGGUGGGGCAAAUGCCUUCAGCUCUCCACAGUUCCUGUCUUCCCCUGCUGUUCCAUUCCCAGCCUGUUCUGCUCAUUUGCGUUGGUUAUCUGGCCUCA
Leptonychotes weddellii (Weddell seal) is the source of this 1120-nucleotide messenger RNA. The record is from RefSeq and is a predicted model, not a curated record. NCBI's taxonomy places the organism in Eukaryota, Metazoa, Chordata, Mammalia, Carnivora, Phocidae.